Messenger RNA from Komagataella phaffii GS115, 1947 nucleotides. RefSeq lists its product as uncharacterized. The transcript has a single exon. The record is from RefSeq and is a predicted model, not a curated record. Bases 1 to 1947 code for a protein of 648 amino acids. Gene Ontology annotation, molecular function: ubiquitin binding. NCBI's taxonomy places the organism in Eukaryota, Fungi, Ascomycota, Pichiomycetes, Pichiales, Pichiaceae.
AUGGCACCGGUAAUAGUAGAAAAUUGCCAGCCUUCCAGUGAAGAAGUUAAUUCAAAUGUAUUAAACAUCCCCAUUGUAGCUUACCCACCCUUCAAAUUACGUUCGUCGCUAACCGAUAAGGACCCCGUGAUAUGGGUCCAUCUGUUACAGACCUACAUUGCACUAAUACAGAAAGUAACGGUUCUCUUAUCAAAACGAGAAGAUGAAUCCACGCAAAGAUUAAGCUCCAAAUCUUUUCAGCAGCUUCAAAAUUUUCUCAAGGUCUAUUUGAGGGAAACAGCUGAAGAGUCAUCGAAGAUUUUUAGUCUUGGGGGUGUGAACCCUGACAUUAUUUCCAACAGGAAAAUCUUGAAGUUGGUUGUUCUUAAUUGUUUGAGAGUUUAUGGACUUGUUAACUUUAAUUUAUCAGGGCAAACAUUAUGGGAUUUUACGAAGAUAUAUGUGAAGUUAGCCUAUGCAAACUCCAAGGUCAACUCAAACUUCUUAAGUCUACCCAUAAUUCAACAAAUGCUCUUAUCAGCAGACAAGAACCAUGUCACUAGAGACGAAGGGAUAACUCUCAAGACACUGCAUGUUUUUUUGGAAAAGAUUAUUACGGCAGGCAAGUUUGCUAAUGAUGAUUUAGAGAUUCUAUCCUUGCUACUGGGUUAUAUUCGGCAAGUUGGUCCACAAAGUCAGAAGCAGGGAGAUAGUAAAGUAACUAUUACUCCAAAGAACAAAGUGAAAGCGACAGCGUUUGCAGACUCAUUUACCGAUGCUAAAUGGGUCGAGACACUAGAAAUCCUGUACAACAGAGGAACUGGCGUUCAUGCACACCUGUGCCUUCAAUUAAUAACUGUUUCAUUUUUCUCCUGUUCCACAACGCAUAUUGCUGACCUCGUUACAACUGGAUUGAAAUGUACUAGUAAGGCUGCUUUGUUUAGACUAUAUCCCUUGACUACGAAAGUAUUGUUAUCUGCUAAGUUUCAGGCGUUAAAUCCUAAUCUGAAGAGUCGAUUAAUAAUGCUAUAUGCUGGAUCCGAUAUAGUAAUUCAUACACCAGAGCAAUUGAGCGCAAUCACUGAUUUGUUUCCCGAUGUUACUGAGUACCAGGCUAACUACCUGCUAACUAGACAUGGGUCGAAUAUUGAAACAGUGAUUAACUUGUUACUCGAGAACAUGUCAGUUUUGGAUGACAUCCCAAAAGAAAUUCAACAGACUGAAAAAAGAUCUGUCUACGAUGGACAGCAGAAAGUAUUGGUAAAGGGAAAGAAAAAUACUAUGCUUGCACGUUCUGAAGUCGCUGAACAGUUAAGGCACAGGACACUACAGAAUGCAUUAAAAAUGCUUUAUGACUCGGAUGAAGAUGAACCUGAUGACACCUAUGACGAUCAGGAGAGGACGACUGGAACAGACUUUGCCAAAAAGGGCAAAAAUACGAAGAAUACCGGAUUGGAUCGGGAUGAUAUCAGCGAUGAAACCGCUGAGGAAUUGAAUACCUCUUUAGAUUCUCGGUUAAACAAGGUAGAAAUUCAUCUAUUUGCAUUAUUGAAAACAUCACCAGAGCAGCUACAAAAAUCGGCAAGGAAAACAAAACAGCGAGAAGAACUCAAGUCUAACAUAAAGUGGUCAGACGAACAAAUUGAAGGGUGGGCCCGUAUGAUUUCCCACCAACGAAAACGAUUCCAACUGUUAGAGGAAGAAUUCAUAUUUAAUUUGGGUAGAGGAAACAACAUCAAGCAGAAGACUUCAUACCGAAAACCAAAAGAGGACGAAGUUGAAGAGCGAGAAACAUCCAACGAUUAUGCACUAAAGUCUAAGUCUAAAUCGCAAACGGCACAGAACCAAAAACAAAACCCUAAGAAACUCAAGAAGCGCUACGCGGACAAAGAAGUAAACAAGUCAAAAAAUGCUAACCAUAACAGAAAAGCAGCUCAUGAUAAGAAAAUGAACCAAGGACUACUUUGA